GACGGCGGCUCUCGGCGCUCUGAGAAGCGGGGCGCGGCGGGCGCAGGGCUCAUGUAAUCAAAGAAGUUUCUUUGUUGUGUGUAUCUUUACAGAACACAACAGGAAUUGAAAAUGAAUCAGAACGCUACUGAGCCUGUGGCAGCUGCUGAGACCCUGGCUGCGGUGCCUGAACACGUGCUUCGAGGACUUCCGGAGGAAGUGAGGCUUUUGCCGUCCGCUGUGGACAAGACCCGGAUAGGUGUCUGGGCCACUAAACCAAUUUUAAAGGGCAAGAAAUUUGGGCCAUUUGUUGGCGAUAAGAAAAAACGAUCUCAGGUCAAGAAUAAUGUAUACAUGUGGGAGGUAUAUUACCCCAAUUUGGGAUGGAUGUGCAUUGAUGCCACGGAUCCAGAGAAGGGGAACUGGCUGCGAUAUGUGAACUGGGCUUGCUCAGGAGAGGAGCAAAAUUUAUUUCCACUGGAAAUCAACAGGGCCAUUUACUAUAAAACUUUAAAGCCAAUCGCGCCGGGCGAGGAGCUCCUGGUCUGGUACAAUGGGGAAGACAACCCCGAGAUAGCAGCUGCGAUUGAGGAAGAGCGAGCCAGCGCCCGGAGCAAGCGGAACUCCCCGAAAAGCAAGAAAGGUAGGAGCCCGCCUCCAGCCCGGCGCCUUGCCGCGCCCCGGCCGCCCCGCCUCCGCCGGGCCGGGGUCGCGGGGCUCAGGGCGGCGGCGCCGCGGCGGCUCCGUGACCUUUUCCGGGCUCGGCCGCCAGCCCCACUCCGGCCCGGCUCCCGGUCCAGUCCCCGCCGCCCCGUCCCCGCUGCUGAAUCACGGCCGCGGCGCUGACCCGCGCGCCCCGGAGUCGCCGCCGCCGCCGCCGCCGGACGCCUGCUCUCUCGGGCUGUUUUUCUAACUUGUUAGUUAGAGACUGGGCGGCGGAAAAGUAAGCGGCCGCGAGCGCCGGAGGCGUCGGCUGUUGGUUGUCAUUUCACCCCAGGAAAAAUGUUAAAAUCCUCGAACUUGCGAGUGGGGAAAAUGUCAGGUCCUCGUCAAAGUCAUGUAUGCAAAGUAUAUUUUUAGCAUUUCGUAUUCGUCAGCAGACGCGUCACAAAAUGUAUUCCAAGAGUGACAUUUCCAGCCCCGCAGAUUGAUUCCGUGGCCUCUCGGUGUCGGCCCCGGGACGGUGGAGAGCGCGGCGGUCUUCCGACCUGCGCGGCUGGCGCUGCCUGGCAGUGCCUUUAAAAAUAAAAAGCCGUCGUCGGGUUUUGAAAGAUGGGUGGGAAAUUAACCUUUCCUGACGGAUGCUGCAGUUACAGCAGCGAACUCCCACUCCACAUCUGGGCACCGGAGCAGAGCAGAGAAGGGAAACAAACAAACGAAAACCCUAGAAACAAAACCCUUUUGGUUUUUGGAUGAAGGUUUUAUCCCAGUAAAUCUUCCGGAAAAUUAUAUGCUGUCUAAAAAAAUGGAAGUUGAGAAGAGUAUGCUGUUUUGUCAUUUUCGACUCAAUUGUAAACGUUUCAUUUCAUGACGUUUUCAAACUAAAGGUAAACUGGAGUCAUAUUUUUAAAAGGGAGAGCUUAAUUUUUCUUUAGAAAAAUAGUUUGGUUGGAAUACGAUAUAUGCAUCUGACAUACUGAUGCAUCGUUGGCAUUUUUUAAUCAAGAAUUUUAAUGUGAAUUUGUGAGGCUUUCAUAGAGCCCAGUUUGAAUAUGUGCCAAGACACAGUAUGGUAGUUUCUUAUUUAUAUAAGUAAAAAUGUAUUUUCAAAUAUUUUGCCUCCUUUAGGUCUUAAAAAAGUCAGUUCUCAUAAUCAUCUGAGCUAAUGAGUCAGUCCUCUGCUCAAAACAUACUGGAGAGAGAGUCAUGACGGUAAUUAAAUUUUGGAAAUAUUACUUUUAAAAGUAAUAUUAAAAAUUGUAGGCAAGAAGUCCAUUCUGAUUUUUCAGUUACAUACAUUCUGUUUGUAUUUCACAGCAUGAUGCAGAUACAACUAACUCAUCCAAACGGAAGUCUGUAGGCCUCUGUUUACUAAAUGUGAUUUAAUUCCUGCUUUAGGUCAUUAAAUACUUUAAUCCUGAUUCCAGUGACCAUGGUCCAGAAAAUUCCCAGGGUAUUGUUUUUAACUGUUAUAACUGGGUUUUUGGGAUUUUGUUGAUAGUAGGCUUAGUAUUUGUUUGCAGACUCUUCACAUAAUUCAGCUUGUUCCUUUAUUUAGUGUUCGUUAUGUUUGUAACAAAUGUCAGCAGCCCUUCCAGGUAAGUUGUGAUUUGCGGGGGACUGGAGAUGGAGGUGGAGAUCUUUACUCUGCCAUUAAACAUAGCUCAUAUUUUAAUAUAUUAGUAAUUUAAUACCAACUUCAUUUUAAGACUUUUCUAUUCAGCAUACUUUGGUUUGCAUGUUUAGAACAUAUUUCAUUAUUCCUUUUUAUUUAUUUAUUGAUAAAUUUAUCCCUUAUUUAUUUCUCUUCAUUUAGUUGGGUGUGGAGAAAAAAACUGAAAAUGGGAACUUUGUAUUAUUAGUGAUAUGUGAACUUAUUCAUCUGCAUUUUUAUAGCUGCCUGGGUUGUUGAGUUUUUAUAUUGAGUUAAAUAGCUAUUACUAUUUUUAUAGCUACUUUGGACAGUAGAUAACCACUGAUUUCUAGGUUUUAAUUUAAAGACUUAACCUGAAGCUCACUUUUGGAAUUUAGUCUGUUUUGAACAGACUGCUGGUAAAGAGGCCUGUUUGCCCCCUUCAUGACCUAAAGUUUGGUUAGUUUAAAUGAGACAAACCUUUUUUGUUUUUAAAUAAAACAUUUUGUUAAAGUAAGUUUACAGCUUGCAGAGAACAGAAAUGGAGAACUUCUUGCAUUAACUGAGUUCUGUUAGGUCUUACGUGUGAUCUCAGACAUUUAAAUAAAAUCUUUUCAUGCAGUGAUGUCAGAAAGUGAUUCAACAUAAACUUCAUUCAGCAGUGAUGUUAACUUAGUGUUUCUGAAAGCCAGAUGUUGAAGACACACAGCUGGCAGGUAGAUUGACAGUGGCCCUGAACUUCAUUUUGGUUAUGAGACAAGCAGAGAGAAACAAAGAGCUGAACUCUUCAUAGCUGUGCGCCCCCCAGCUCCUUUGCCUGACAGCUGCUAUGCCUACAGCUGUGCAUUGCAUGUGGUGCCUUUCAGAAUCCAGCAGUCCUCUGGUGGACCAUAAGGCGCAUUCUGGGUAAUAAAAAGCACUGAUGCCUUUACAUACAGAGUGGCCCCUUCUCCUUUCUGUCUCUCUCAUUCAUUUGACUAAUGUUUAUUAAGCCCCUACCAUGUGCUAGGCACUCUGCUAGAUUGUUGAGCUCACAGUGAUGAGCAGAAAAGCAGCAGUAGCCCUGCUCAUGGCGCCCGUUAAUCUCAUGGGGGAGACAUUCACUCAGGAGAUAGCUGAUCAGCGCCUGGAUGGUUGGCGUUUAUAUAGUAGGUUCUCAAUAAAUAUUCGUCCAUUGGUGAACAAAGACUCACACAAACACAUAGUGAAGGGAAAGAACAUGGUAUUAUAAUUUUGAAUUUGGAUUUAUUUUAGAUUGUCAGCUUUGUAAUUCAACCUACUUUUUACAUGUCAGAGCAGCUCCUAUAGGAAGAUUGAAGUUCCUUGGGUGGGAUAGCUCAAACUUUUCAGGUAGAGAAGAAGGAAGGGUUUUUAGUGUCUGUUCCAGGUUCUUUUAAUGUGAACUAUAGGAAGAUUGUGAUCUGUAAAUUAGCUCAGAAAGCCCAAAUAUAGAGGAAUUUAUCAACUCAUUAGUGUGAGAAAUGAGAGACAAUUUGCAAAUGUUGUUUAAAAUGUAGAAUAUAAUACCAGAAUGUGUUGUCCUGCUUUCUUGACUACAGAAGAGACUUACCUGAAGUUCUUUUCAUCUAAAGGAACAACAGGGGCUUUAUACAAAUGGACUUAAUGGAAGGAUUGAAAAAUACAGCACCCUUGGGUUUUUACCAUGAGUGUGACUUUGGGCAAAUCAUGUCCCCUUUCUGAGGCAUGGUUUCCAUAGUUUUAGAAAUGGGUGUCAUAGAAAAUGAUGUCAGCACUACUGAAUCUCACAAGGUCAUGGUUAAGAGCAAAUGAGAAGAUAGAAAGGAAAAUGCCCUGCGACACAUGCAGGUAUGUGGUAACUGUAAGUGCCACACCACCCAGUGUGACUGAUGGUUAACUUGUAUGUGUCUUGCAGAGGAACUGCCAAGUUUGUGAUGUUUAAUCAGUCAGUACUUAUUGAGCACCUGUGUAAGCCAACGUGGGUACAGGAUCUCCUCCCUCCUUCGCUGCUCCUCCCCUCUCAGAGCCCCCCCUUGAUGCCUGCUCCCCCUUCUCCUAGGCCUCAUUCUCACCUGUGGACUGCCUUGUUCACAGCGGAUUAGAAGGAGGAAAUUAGAACGAGAAGAGAUUUACCGAAGCAAGGCAUUUUAUAGCUGAUAGCUGUACAGUGAAGAGAAGAAAGUUUAUAACAAAAUCAGUAAUGAACUAUAAAGAGCAUAGAGCUUUAAGGUCAUUUAAUAGGCUCUGAUAAUCCUUUAUAAAAUCCUUAAAUAGUCCCCGAGAGGAUCAGCCAGCUUAGAGUAUUUAUCUAGAUGACUUUUAGUUACCAUAGACCAGUUAAAUUAUAAUCACCUUAAAGAGGCAAUAUUUCAUGUCUCUAAAUAUUCCAGUCAAAAAUUGUUGAAAUUAAAAACUUUGCUACUGUGAAGAACACUUAAGUUUUUUGAAGUUGCGUGUGUUUGAAAUACUUUCUUCUCCAAAGAUUCCAAAGAUACUUGCUAAGUAACUGAAGCCUAUGGAAACUUGUAGUCAGUUUAGGGAGGUAAGAGAUCAAAUGCAAAGGUAACUCAGCCUAAGGCAGUAAAAAACAAGGGCAUCCCUAAUGGUACAGGUGGUACAGACUAUAGAUGUUCAGAGGAGGAAAAAGGACUUGUGGGCUGGGGUGACUGGAGAGGCUUUAUUUACAGAAUGGUGGGAUUUCAGUAUGUUGAGAGGAACACAGAAUGCGUUCAGAGUAUCUUAGGGGAUCGUGAGCAAGUCAGAGAGAAGUUAUGAGUGGAUGGAUGGUGCAUGUGUCGCUGCCGCCCCCCCCCCCCGUCACUUAACAAGUAUUUGUGUGUCUGUGCCAGGAAUUAUUCUAGAUGGAGUAAAAGCAGAAAACUAAAAAUUCAAAAGCUCCUGCUCUCAUGGAAUUUGCAUUCUAGAAUGCAAGGAGACUGUAGGUCAACAAAUGAAUAAAUAAGAUGAGUCUUGUAAUGUUGAGGGGGGAGGUGAGGUAUGGCGUGACGGUGGAGGGUAGUCAGGAGUGGCCUUUCUGAGGCCCCUGAAAUUUUAGGAGCAGAGCAUUCCAGGAGGAGGGAUAAGGUUGGCAUUCUAGUACAGCUUGGGAAAUUAUAGUUGGGGUGGUACAUAGUGAGGGCCACAUUGAAACUUGUAUGAGUAUUUUUGAAUUGCGAAACACUGUUCUGCUAAUGGACAUAGUGACCCCUUUUCCACCAGGCACUAAACUAAGAGGUUGGAUUGUGAGGGGAGAUCAGACAGGUGACUGAACAGGCACUGCGCCUCCAAGGAGGAUCUUGUAGUCUACUCUCCUGCAGCUGAGUGCAGGUCAGACGGCUUGGGUGUUGUAGUUGACAGGGUCUGGGUCCUGGGCAGGGGAUGGUUGGGCAGGGGCACUUGAGGAGAG
Molecule: messenger RNA, 5657 nt
Organism: Choloepus didactylus (southern two-toed sloth)
Lineage: Eukaryota; Metazoa; Chordata; Mammalia; Pilosa; Megalonychidae
Product: PR domain zinc finger protein 2-like
Exons: 6
Coding region: 112-825 (237 amino acids)
Biological process (GO): regulation of transcription by RNA polymerase II
Cellular component (GO): nucleus
Molecular function (GO): RNA polymerase II transcription regulatory region sequence-specific DNA binding; histone methyltransferase activity; DNA-binding transcription factor activity, RNA polymerase II-specific
Source: RefSeq, a predicted model, not a curated record